Molecule: messenger RNA, 4896 nt
Organism: Aspergillus clavatus NRRL 1
Lineage: Eukaryota; Fungi; Ascomycota; Eurotiomycetes; Eurotiales; Aspergillaceae
Product: putative fatty acid synthase subunit alpha
Exons: 4
Coding region: 1-4896 (1631 amino acids)
Biological process (GO): long-chain fatty acid biosynthetic process
Cellular component (GO): fatty acid synthase complex
Molecular function (GO): fatty acid synthase activity; holo-[acyl-carrier-protein] synthase activity; 3-oxoacyl-[acyl-carrier-protein] synthase activity
Source: RefSeq, a predicted model, not a curated record
AUGGAGGUGGACAUGGACUCCCAGCGCAAGCUGGCUCGCACAUUGCUCAUUGAGCUCAUGGCAUAUCAAUUUGCCUCGCCCGUAAGAUGGAUUGAAACACAGGAUAUAAUCCUGUCCCGGAAAGAAUGCGACAAGAUUGUCGAAGUCGGGCCCAACAGCACGCUUGUUGGCAUGUUCCAGCGCACCCUCAACACCAUUUACCAGACCCAAGAAUGCACCCGGCCAGAGCCUCGGCGACUACUAAACUCAGAAAGAGACACAAAGGAGAUUUACUACGAGACGAUCCCAGACAGUCGCAAAGAACAGGCAAAUGACAAGAAGAAAGAGGUGACAAAACAAGAGAGCCAGGUCGCGGUGAAGCCAGAGGCAGUGAAGCAGGACGCAGUAUCGCCAGAUUCUGUACCCAGAACAGCACCUAGAGCUCCGGUGCAAGUCGACAUUGGCGAUGAGGGGGUGAAGGCGCAAGAUAUCCUGCUGACAGUCGUGUCGCGGGCACUUAAGAAAGCCCCGACAGACGUCGAUGGAACAAAGUCUAUCAAAGCCCUAGCUGGAGGUCGCUCAACUCUGGAAAAUGAGAUUAUCGGCGAUCUACACAGCGAGUUCGGUUCGUUACCCGACAGGGCAGAGGAUGUGCCUCUCACAGACGUAUGGACCUCCAUCCAGUCCAGCCACCCAGGCACGCUGGGCAAGGUAUCAACAGCAAUGAUAAAUUCCUUGUUUACCGCAAAACUCCCCAGUAACUUCACGACUGCCAUGGCUCGUGAUCAAAUGCGCACGCAAUGGGGACUACAACAGGGGCGCCAGGACUCGUGUCUGCUCCUAGCUGUCACACUGCAACCGGCAGCUCGUAUUGCCACGGAAGCUGAGGCAAAGGCUUUCAUCGACCGUGCUGUUGAAGGCUAUGCUGCCAAAGAGGGGAUCACACUUGGCCCUACAGGAUCCCAAGCUGACUCCUCUGGACCCGGCGUUGUCGUCGAUCCUGAAGCCCUUCGCGAGUUCUCGGAGUCUCAGAAGGCACUCUCGAGACAGCUGCUGGACAUUUAUGCCUCGCAUAUUGGACUGGACCUGGGCGAGGAUCGACGGACGCUGGACGCUCUUCGUGAGGAUGUGCAAGCCAAACUACAGGCCGAAUUGGACGUCUGGACUACGGAACAUGGCGAUGACUAUGGAAAUGGGAUUCGUCCCCGGUUCGACGCGCGCAAGGUUCGCAUGUACGACUCGGCAUGGAACUGGGGCCGCCAGAGCCUCCUUGAACUCUUCCAUCUCGCCUCAUCGGUACAACGAGGGGACAAUGUCACGUUGGACCGGAAUACUGUCUCGCAGACUUGCUACGGGAUUGCCAAUGCUGCCGAAGAGACAAUUCUGCCAGUCUUGCAAGAAAUGAUGACCGAACUGCAAAAUCAUACGACGCUCCAGUCCGUCUUCCACAAGCUAGAAGAGGAUUGCCGGCGAUCUCUACAAACUGGCCCCUUGUUUAAGGGAGCACCUGCGCAGCUGGCACCUUCUACAACGAUCGAUGCACAAGGAAGCCUUCAGUACUGUGAGAAGGAGCGCACUGUGUCCUCUCGCUUUGCAGCUCUAGCUAUGCCGACCUCGCAGAUUGCUGAGCCCUACCUUCACUUCAAGGAGAAGCACACACAUGGUUGGCAAUACAGUCGAAGCUUGACAAGUCAUCUCUAUGACACCUUGGACAGAGUUGAGAAAGACGGCGAGUCGUUCGCCGGUCAGACUGUGUUGCUGACUGGGGCUGGUAUCGGGUCGAUUGGAGCCGCCAUGAUCCGUCAUUUCCUCCAGGGUGGUGCCAGGGUAGUGACAACCACGUCCUCUCUCUCGCCAGAAGUGGCUCAAAAAUACCAGGCCAUAUACAUGGAGCAUGGCGCUCGUGGCUCUCAGCUGGUGGUAGUUCCGUUCAACCAAGCCAGCGUCCAGGAUGUGGCAGCCCUGGUGGAGUAUAUCUACUCUCAGAACGGGCUGGGGUGGGAUCUUGACUACCUAGUCCCAUUCGCCGCAAUUAGCGAGGCAGGUCGAAAGCUGGACUCGAUCGAUUCCAAGUCCGAGUUGGCCCACCGAAUCAUGUUGACCAAUGUGCUGCGUCUUCUGGGCACUGUGAAGAGCUAUAAGGAGAAACACCACUACCGCUCCCAUCCCACACAAGUCGUCUUGCCUUUGUCCCCAAAUCAUGGGACAUUUGGGGGCGACGGUUUGUACAGCGAGUCGAAACUGGCGCUGGAAACAUUGUUCAACCGCUGGCAUUCGGAGGACUGGCAGGACUACUUGAGCAUCUGCGGCGCGGUCAUUGGAUGGACUCGGGGAACUGGACUGAUGAGCCAGAAUGAUUUAAUGGCGGAAGGGAUUGAACAGGCCGGAAUGCGCACCUUUUCUCAGGAUGAGAUGGCAUACGCUCUUGUGUGUUUGUGCACGCAAACCAUCAAUGAGCUGUGCCAGGAACAACCCCUCUAUGCAGACCUGACAGGCCAAAUGGGGGGCGUGCAGAGGUUGCCGGAAAAGCUCCAGAGUCUACGCCAGGAUCUCAAAGACCGAAGCGAUAUCCAGGCCGCACUUGUCGCAGAGUCCUUGUUCGAACAACAGUGUCUUACUGCCAAUACGGGAAUACCUUCAGACGCUCAGCUGCCCAGCCUACAACAAAAAGCACACGUCCGCUUGGAUUUCCCUAUUGCUCUCGACUAUGAUCGGGAUAUUCGACCGUUGCAUCCCGAUCUCCAAGGGAUGGUCGAUCUGCACCGGGUAGUAGUUGUGACAGGGUUCUCCGAGCUUGGACCCUGGGGAAAUGCACGGACGCGGUGGGAAAUGGAGGCACAGGGCAAGUUCUCGUUGGAAGGGGCCAUUGAAAUGGCCUGGCUGAUGGGAUACAUUCGCCAUUUCACCGGCAUCGUUGAUGGUCAACCGUAUUCGGGAUGGGUCGACAGCGCAUCCAAGAAGCCGGUUGCCGAUGCCGAUGUUAAGCAAGUGUACGAGGAUCGCAUUCUCGCUCACACCGGCAUCCGUCUCAUUGAACCCGAAAACUGCGAUGGCUAUAAUCCUAGCAAGAAACAGUUUCUGCAUGAAGUCAUCCUGCAAGAAGAUCUCGAACCGGUGUCCGUGCCACAAGAUCUAGCGGAACAGUUGAAAUUAGAGCAUGGCGAACAUGCUGAUGUCCAGAAGUCCUCAACUCCAGACCUCUACCGGGUGCAGCUGCGCAAAGGAGCUAAGUUGUUUAUUCCUCGCGCGAUGCAAUUUGACCGGAACGUUGCCGGGCUAGUUCCUACGGGGUGGGAUGCUCGCACAUAUGGCAUUCCUGAAGAUAUCGUCACACAGGUGGACCGGGUGACUCUUUUCACGCUUGUUUGCACCGUUGAAGCACUUCUAUCCUCUGGGAUCACAGACCCUUACGAGCUCUAUCAAUACAUCCAUGUCUCCGAGGUCGGCACCUGCAUUGGUUCGGGCUUCGGAGGAGCAACCGCACUGUCGAAGAUGUAUGGUGGGCGUCGGACCGGCGAAGAGGUCCAAAAGGACAUUCUCCAGGAGACCUUUAUCAAUACCAUUGGAGCCUGGGUUAAUAUGCUUUUGCUCUCGGCCAGCGGGCCCCUCCGGACCCCAGUGGGCGCGUGCGCGACGGCAAUUGAGUCGCUGGAACUCGGCUACGAGACCAUCGUGACGGGCAAGGCCAAAUUCUGCCUGGUGGGAGGCUGCGACGACUUCACGCCUGAGGCAUCCUAUGAGUUUGCCAAUAUGAAGGCAACCAGUAACGCCCACGAGGAGGCGGCAAAGGGACGGGCACCCAGCGAAAUGUCCCGGCCUGCCACCAGCACUCGCAGUGGCUUUAUGGAAUCGCAGGGCUGUGGGCUGCAGGUUCUGACUACGGCUGAACUGGCUGUGCAGAUGGGCUUACCCAUCCGGGGAAUUGUCGCCUUUGCGAAUACUUCAAGCGACAAGGCUGGCCGGUCCGUGCCUGCUCCUGGCAAGGGCGUCUUGACCAAUGCCAAACAUGUGACUUCCAAGGUUCCCUCGCCGCUCAUGAACAUCCGCAAUCGCCGGAAGCGCCUCGAGUUUCGCCACCGACAGAUUGCUGAGGCCCGAGACAUGGCCCUACAGGAUCUUGACUUCGAAGUGGCUUCAGUGGUGGCCCAGGACCCCAGCGUGGAUGUGGAGGCAUAUGUGUCAGAGCGGCGCCGACAGAUCCAGGCCGACUUUUUACGAGAAGAAAGGGAGUCUCGCUUUACCUUGGGGAAUGACUUCUGGCGGAAUAAUCCCUACAUCGGUCCCCUAGCUGGUGCAUUGGCUGUAUGGGGACUAACGAUCAACGACCUGGACGUUGCCUCGUUCCAUGGCACCUCCACUGUACUGAACGAUAAGAACGAAUCAAGUGUGAUCCAGAAGCAGUUGAGCUCGCUCGGGCGCCGAGAGGGCAACCUCAUCCUCAGUAUUUUCCAGAAAUAUUUGACGGGACAUUCCAAGGGCGCGGCUGGGGCCUGGAUGCUGAAUGGAGCCCUGCAAGUCCUGGAUUCGGGCAUUGUCCCGGGCAAUCGCAAUGCCGACAACAUCGAUGUUGCAUUACAGGAGUUCGACCUCAUUGCUUACCUUCAGCGACCCUUGCACGUCCAAACCUUGAAGGCUGUCUCGAUCACCUCGUUCGGCUUUGGGCAGAAGGGCGCUCAGGCUAUCUGCGUACAUCCCAGGUACCUGUUUGCCACCCUGGAUCGAGAAGAGUACGAGGGAUACAUGGGACGCCUUGUGCAGCGGCAGAAGAAAGCCGAUGUGUAUUUCUACGAGGGAAUGAACGGGAAUUCGCUGUUCAGGGCCAAGACAGCGCCGCCGUUUGUGGCAUCGGAGGAGACAGCAGCAUAUCUUGAUCCAACUGCCCGAUUUGCGACUUUGAGUCUUCGAUCCUCGGCAUAA